AUGACGGAUCCUGUUGUAUUGCAGUCAGCAGUGCGAGUGCCCACACCUCCACCUGGCACAUCCCAUUCGCCAAUAGCGCCGGCUUCACGAAAGCGCUCACCCCCCUCUCGUUCGCCUUCGCCCAAUCGUCGUCGGUCGCCUCCGGGUGACACUGUGAAAGAAGAUGGCGACCGGGAACGACAACUUGCGGAGCGGGUUCGUCAACAUGAAAAGCAGGAGGCGGCGCGGAAACCGAUGACAGAAGAGGAGAAGCAAGCUUCAGCCAAGGCAGAAUAUGAAAAGCUUCUGAAUAUGCGGUCCGGUGGAACUUAUAUUCCCCCUGCUCGACUUCGUGCGCUGCAAGCACAGAUCACAGAUAAGACCAGCAAGGAAUACCAGCGUAUGGCAUGGGAAGCUUUGAAGAAGUCGAUCAACGGUCUGAUCAAUAAGGUCAACGUCUCGAAUAUAAAAUUUAUCGUCCCAGAGCUCUUCGGGGAGAACUUGGCUCAGGCUGCCAGUUUGCCAUUUACCCCAAUUUACGCUGCAAUGGCAGCCAUCGUCAACACCAAGCUUCCCCAGGUGGGCGAGCUGCUACUGAACCGGUUGAUUGUCCAAUUUCGUAAAGCGUUCAAACGAAAUGAUAAAGCGGUUUGCAUCUCGUCGACGACCUUCAUCGCUCAUUUGUGCAACCAGCAGGUCGUCCAUGAAAUGCUUGCAGCUCAGAUUCUUCUUCUCCUGCUUCACAAGCCAACGGACGACAGUGUAGAGAUUGCUGUUGGGCUCACAAGGGAAGUUGGGCAGCAUUUGGAGGAAAUGAGUGGUCCUAUUGCCCUGGCAGUCUUCGAUCAGUUCAGAAAUAUCCUCCACGAAGCCGAUAUUGACAAGAGAGUGCAGUAUAUGAUCGAAGUCCUGUUCCAGGUUCGCAAAGACCGCUACAAGGACAAUCCAGCCGUCAAGGAAGAACUUGAUCUUGUAGAGGAGGAAGAUCAGAUCACACACCGCGUUGGUCUUGACGAUGAGAUUGAAACGCAGGAUAACCUCAACAUCUUCAAAUACGAUCCCGAGUGGGAAGACCACGAAGAGGCCUACAAAAAGCUGAAGGCUGAGAUUCUAGGCGAAGGUAGCGAUGACGAGGAAGACGAGGACGAAACCGAUGAGAGCUCUGAUGAUGAGGCGGAAGAAGAACGGCAGAUGGAUAUUAAGGAUCAAAGCAACACAGAUCUUGUCAAUUUGCGGAGGACUAUCUACUUGACGAUCAUGUCCAGCAUUGACUUUGAAGAAUGUUGCCAUAAACUGAUGAAGAUCUCGUUGCCACCCGGCCUGGAGCCUGAACUUCCGUCGAUGAUUAUUGAAUGUUGCUCGCAGGAGAGAACAUACUCGAAAUUCUACGGUUUGAUUGGAGAGCGGUUUUCGAAGAUCAAUCGUCUCUGGUGUGACCUUUUUGAGGCCGCUUUCGCCAAAUAUUACGACACUAUCCAUAGAUAUGAAACCAAUCGCCUGCGCAACAUUGCUCGCUUCUUUGGCCAUAUGCUUAGCACCGACGCCAUCGGUUGGCAUGUUAUGUCAGUUAUUCACAUGAACGAAGAAGAAACUACUUCAAGCAGUCGUAUUUUCAUCAAAAUUCUCUUCCAAGAUUUAGGCGAGCACCUCGGUCUGCCCAAGUUGCAGGAGCGUAUGAGAGAUGAGAUACUCCGCUCGAGCUUUGAGGGUCUUUUCCCUACAGAUAACCCUCGCAAUACCCGUUUCUCCGUUAAUUAUUUCACAAGUAUCGGCUUCGGUAUUCUGACUGAGGACAUGCGUGAACACCUAAAGAAUAUUCCCAAGCCGACAAUUCCCGCAUUGCCUGCUCGGGAUGCAACACCUGAGACGGAUGCUGAAUCUGUCAGCUCUCGCUCCUAUUGCUCCACAUGCACCGGAUCCCCUCACUCACGCUCACGCUCACGCUCUUAUUCAUACUCCCGUUCGCCUUCGCCGAGCCGAGGUCGCCGGCGCUCUGUCAGUCGGGGCCGGUCUUAUUCACGAUCCGUCUCCGGAUCUUCUCGCCGGAGCUAUAGCUACACACCUUCACGCUCCAGGUCCCCAGCAUCGAGAAGCCGCCGACGCUCCGUCUCUUACAGUAGAUCUCGGUCGCCGAGAAGGUCGUCGGUCUCCCGUACGCCCCCCAGACGGACUCGUGCCACGUCUUAUGACACUCGCUCCUCUCGGAGUGUGAGCCCACAUCCAUCCCGACGUCCACAGCCUCGCUCUGUUACACCUGAAAAACGAGGUUACGGCCGAAAGAAUCGAAGCUAUUCAAGGUCGGUGUCGAGGUCUGUUACUCCGCCUCGGCGUGAGGCACGGGGCAAGCGCUACUCUUCCGAGUCGUUAUCCCCUCCUCGCUCUAAACGAGCAGCAUCGCGUUCGCCCCGUCGACCAGCCCCGCCUCGCCGCGCCCGUGAUGGAUCGGCGUCCCAGUCUCCAAGUCCCGUACGGUCUGGACGUGGCCAAAGACGACGUCGGUUCUCAGAUUCCCGGUCACCGUCUCGUUCGCCACCUCGGCGCAGAUCGGCGUCCCGGACCCCUCCUCGUCGGGGCCGUGCCGCGGACUAUAUUUGA
Messenger RNA from Aspergillus alliaceus, 2574 nucleotides. RefSeq lists its product as uncharacterized. The transcript is spliced from 4 exons. Lineage: Eukaryota; Fungi; Ascomycota; Eurotiomycetes; Eurotiales; Aspergillaceae. Gene Ontology annotation, molecular function: RNA binding; protein binding. Gene Ontology annotation, cellular component: catalytic step 2 spliceosome. The coding region runs from base 1 to 2574 and encodes 857 amino acids. The record is from RefSeq and is a predicted model, not a curated record. Gene Ontology annotation, biological process: mRNA splicing, via spliceosome.